UAGCAACUAGCGACUGCCACUUUGAUUCUCUCGCACUGUCUUGUGUUGUGUUGCGUCAUGGCAUUAACUGCCUUUACUCCAAUCAAUAUAACUCGUCAUAGCUCUUUCGUCUUUCUACCGAAACAACACAAACAGCACCUUAGAAUCCACACGUUUCGAUGCAGUGGAACUAAUCCAAACAAAGAGUCACAACCACAGAACAAUGCACUUCUCAAGCUUGCAUGGUAUAGUUCCGAGCUUCUUGGCAUUGCUGCCUCCGUUUUCCGUUCACCGUCUGAUCAGGAAGCUCCUCCUCAGAGGCUUCUCCAGACCGUUGAUCGUGCCGCGGUUGUGGACACUAUCAAACAAGACUUUCAAAGAUCCUAUUUUGUCACAGGGGAUCUGACAUUAAAUGCUUAUGAAGAGGAUUGUGAAUUUGCCGACCCAGCAGGCUCAUUUAAAGGGCUUCAGCGUUUCAAAAGGAACUGCACUAAUUUUGGAUCCCUUUUGGAGAAGUCAAACAUGCAGCUUAUGAAGUGGGAGGAUUUUGAAGAUAAAGGAAUUGGACACUGGCGAUUCAGUUGUAUCUUGUCCUUUCCUUGGAGGCCCAUUCUUUCUGCAACUGGAUACACAGAAUAUUAUUUUGAUGUACAAUCUGGAAAAGUAUGCAGGCAUGUGGAGCACUGGAAAGUUCCCAAAAUGGCUUUGUUCAAGCAAAUUCUAAGACCUAGUCGUGGAUUUGGCUUAAAAGAUUAUGUGAAUAGGUGGUUGAAAGCUGUGCAAAUGAAGCAUUAAAUUACAUAGCUCUGUGACGGUUUUGAAAUAUUGGAUGCUUGAUGUACCUGAUGAACAUCUCGUGCUGCAAAUUACUUGGACAAAGCAUGGAUUUGGAUAUUCCUUGUAUUUUUUUUUUUUGGACCAGUAAGGGUAAAGAAACAGAACAAAUAUAACUUGCAAUACUUUUUUAUUUUGUUUGUAUUUUUGUCAGUGCAAAACACAAUAUAGUCAAUACUUAAUGAUAGUUCAUGACUUCAUCUUUGUUCUUCA
Messenger RNA from Cajanus cajan (pigeon pea), 1026 nucleotides. Its product is annotated as Nuclear transport factor 2 (NTF2) family protein. The record is from RefSeq and is a predicted model, not a curated record. Lineage: Eukaryota; Viridiplantae; Streptophyta; Magnoliopsida; Fabales; Fabaceae.